CACCUCAAGUACACCACUAAUACGAACGAUAAUCAUUCUUGAAACGAGUUAACAGUCAACUUACAAGCUCUAGAUCCACGAGAAACCCAGCUUGGGUCUCAUUCCUCUCAGUUGGCUUCGACUUCACCCACUAAAUUUACAAUAAAUUAUUUAAAUUAACCCGCCCUCCCUUCAGUGAGUGAUUAUUCCCAAAUGACUGAGUGUUUAAUUGAGUGUAUAAUGAAUUUAUAAAAUUCGAAUAAUUAUUUUUUAAAUAAAUCGAAUAAAACAAAAAAAAACACAAAAAAUGAUAUCGGAAAUGAAGUAUCAAGUGAUUGAACACGGUCAAGUGACACGUGUUUAACCGGCAUAAUUAUUUUAAAAUUAUUUUUCAUUAGUUACCAAAGACAUAUAUAAUAUUUAUUUAUUUAUAAAAUGGCUGUUAAAUUAGUUUUUUUAUUAUUUAUGUGCUUUAUAAAUACUUUUGCGCAAGAUGAUGACUCGUUAGCUGGAAGUUUUUUGUCAGGAUUAUUAGACUCAUUAGCGGAUACAGCAAGUAGCGCAAAUUGCCCCGGUGUAUGUGUACACGCUCUGGCGACGUUAAUAUGCGACGACGUGCUUGAAGACGUCCAAUGUCCGACGUCGAGCAUGAGAUGUUGUGUUAACGGACCAGUCAAUAGUACCGACAGCUCGGUAUCGGAGAAUGAUAUUGAAGGGAUUUCUAUGACCACGACAACAGCCAAGGAAGUACCGACGACGUCAACCACUACCACGACAACGACGACGUUACCGACGACGAUGACGACCACAACACCGGCGACGACUACAUCGGUAACGACAAUUGCGUCUACGCCACUAACUACGUCGAGCGAUCACAAAAACGUCAGUGAUAAAUCAGCAUCAAAAUGCACUGGGAUUUGUAUCGAGGCUCGGAUAGCUGACUAUUGCGAAGCGAUAGUAAACAUCGACACACUUUGCAAGCCGGGUCACCGAUGCUGCGUAUCCCGGGACUCGUUCGGCAACAAUCCGCCACCCGAGUUCUACAUUAUCGACCGUUCGAAAACAGUAAAGAACUCUAGCCAACCGAGCAACACACGCCCGGAAGAGAAACUCUCGGAAAAAUCAACUAGUACCGUCAGACCAGCAACCCCUUACACAACGACGACGACGACGUCUGCGCCACGACCUAAGCCUGCGCCACGUAAGCCCUGCAAAGGCGAAUGUGUCAACGGGCUCUUUGCCUUAUUCUGCGAUAAUAUCGACCGUGAUGCAGACUGUCCGUCCGACGGUUCCUGCUGCAUUACCGACGCACCGGCUAAAGUAGAAACCACUACAACCCCCAGGCCAUCAACGAGGCCGCCUCAGCCAAAAUUACCUCCAUGUCGAGGAUUUUGUUUGCUAACAAUAAUGGCAGCUUUUUGUGAACGUCCCAAUGUCAUUAUCGGCAGGACUUCAACAUGCCAAAGUGGCUACAUCUGUUGUGAUGAAAGCAAUGCACCAGCACACACACCCAGACCUAGACCAAGACCUUCAACAACUCGCGCACCAACGACUACUGUUUCAAUGCCACCAGAUCCACGUCCAGAGUGUCCUGGGUCAUGUAUAGUGUCUUACUUAUCAUUCACAUGUUUCCGAAAUGCUGAACUGACCAAUAUAUUCAAAUGCAAAAAAUUCGGGCAUCAGUGCUGCGCACCAAAGUCACUGAUCCGUGAAUUCCAGCAGGGAAACUCCAGUGACACGAGUAUUUCUAAUAAAAAUGAUAGUUUUAGUCUAUCACGUCCUUAUACUUCAACUGCUCCUACUCCAUAUGAGACAACAAUGACUACUCCAAUGACAACUACAAUGCAGAUUCCAAGUACAAAAAGUCCUAUUUACAGUAAGUAUGUCUGCGGUGUCAAAGGAACUUCACGCGGUCCAAUACAAGCACGAAGUUUGGUACGGGAUGGCCGUGUCGUCGGGGGAGAGGACGCUGAUGCCAAUGAAUGGUGCUGGCAAGUAGCACUUAUUAAUUCAUUGAAUCAGUAUCUGUGCGGCGGUGCUCUUAUCGGCACUCAGUGGGUACUGACUGCCGCUCACUGCGUUACCAAUAUUGUGAGAUCAGGCGACGCAAUCUACGUCCGGGUUGGUGACCAUGAUUUGACACGAAAAUAUGGAAGUCCAGGAGCUCAGACUUUGAGGGUGGCAACGACUUACAUUCAUCACAAUCACAACAGCCAAACGUUGGACAAUGAUAUCGCGUUGCUUAAGCUACACGGUCAGGCAGAAUUAAAAGAUGGCGUUUGUUUAGUUUGUUUGCCGGCAAGGGGUGUCAGUCAUACUGCGGGAAAAAGGUGUACCGUCACUGGUUAUGGUUACAUGGGCGAAGCUGGACCUAUCCCACUCAAAGUUCGUGAAGCUGAAAUACCGAUCGUCAGUGACGCAGAGUGUAUUCGUAAAGUAAAUGCAGUAACAGAAAAAAUUUUCAUAUUACCAGCAAGUAGUUUUUGUGCUGGCGGUGAACUUGGAAAUGAUGCAUGUCAGGGUGACGGAGGUGGGCCGCUUGUUUGUCAGGACGAUGGAUUCUAUGAAUUAGCUGGUCUAGUUUCCUGGGGAUUCGGAUGCGGCCGUGUCGACGUACCAGGUGUUUACGUUAAAGUAUCAGCGUUCAUUGGUUGGAUUAAUCAAAUAAUAUCCGUUAAUAAUCUUUAGUCUAUUAAUUAUUAAUACUAUUAAUAAUAAUUAUAAUCAUGAUUAAUAAAUUUGAAAUAGUUAUUUAUUCAUUACAAUAGUUAUUUAAUAUUAUUUCGUUGCAUUUUGACGA
This is a messenger RNA of Microplitis demolitor, 2779 nucleotides long. It is a transcript of the gene mas, whose product is annotated as protein masquerade. Gene Ontology annotation, biological process: proteolysis. NCBI's taxonomy places the organism in Eukaryota, Metazoa, Arthropoda, Insecta, Hymenoptera, Braconidae. The transcript has 10 exons. The coding region runs from base 415 to 2667 and encodes 750 amino acids. Gene Ontology annotation, molecular function: serine-type endopeptidase activity. The record is from RefSeq and is a predicted model, not a curated record.